GUAUAGUUAUCGCAUUUUAUCAGUAAAUUGCUGACCUUAAAUAACUCUCUCUCUAUUCAACAAACACAUCAUGCACAGAUAUAUUAACAGACAGAUAAGGUACAUUGGCAUCUUGCCACCAAAAUCGCCUAUCUUGUACACUUGCCAGCGCAAGUUUUCCGUGUGGCCUUUUGGCGCGUGCUCAACGGCGACGGCGAAGCAGGCAGUGACGUCACCGGCGCCAUAUUAAAGAUUUGCUGCUGUUUUCUCCGUGUCGCUGUUGCCAUCUUUCUGUUGCCAGCCGAGACCAGAGAGUAGCAAUCAUACCUCCAACAUGGAAAUCGACACACUUCUGGGAGCCUUUAGAGAUUUUGAGAAGAAAGGCGAAAAAGAAACCUGUCCGAUUUUGGACCAGUUUCUGUCUCAUGUUGCAAGAACAGGAGAGACCAUGAUUCAGUGGUCCCAGUUUAAAACCUACUUCCUCUUUAAACUCGAAAAAGUGAUGGAUGACUUUAAAGCUUCAUGUCCAGAGCAACGAGGACCUGCCAAUCCAAACGUUGAGUACAUUCCUUUUGAAGAGAUGAAGCAGAGGAUUCUCAAAAUUGUCAAUGGAUACAACGGGAUCCCUUUCACUAUUCAGCGUCUUUGUGAGCUGCUCACCGAGCCAAAAAGAAACUACACAGGAACAGACAAGUUCCUCAGGGGCGUGGAGAAGAAUGUGAUGGUGGUCAGUUGUGUGUAUCCUACCUCAGAGAAAAAAGGUUGCGUCAACAGAAUGAAUGGAGUUAUGUUUCCUGGCAAUACUUCAGCUUUUACUGACAGAAAUGUGAACGGUCCAGGAACACCCAGGCCAAUGAACAGACCAAAACUCACCCUGUCCAGCAGUGUAGCUACCAACGGCCUUCCCGACAGCACAGAAAACAAAGAACAAGCUUCCGACCAAUCCGAGAAAACGCUCAAUGAGUCUUCGGCAUCAGAAGCAGAAGUUUCACAUGGUGGUCCGGUAAAGAGUAAACACCGUGAGGAUGAGGAUGCUACAAACGCCGAGACGCAUGAAGCAAAGAGGCUUAAAUUCGACGAAGAGGAAGACGAUGAAGAUGAAAUGGCACAGGAUGGAAAGAAGUCGCCCUGCACGUCGGCAGCAGAGAGCUCGCUGGACGUGCCGCAGUCCUCGUCAGACGUCACGGCAGAAGUUAGGGAUAAUAAACGUGACGAAUUCGACUCUGAAGAUCAAGAACCCUCUAGCACACAGUCAGAGUCUCUCGAAAACGGGGUUGACAGAUCCGUGUCUGAAAAUUCACCCAGCCCUUCCAACGACGAGGACACAGGCGGCGAACUGGACCCACCAGAGAGGGAACCGAGCGCAGAUGAAACGGACGAGAAAAACGACCCAGUAAGCAGUAGCAGCAAUAACAGCAGCGAAGAGGGAGUGUCCAGCCCGGAGACACCAUCAGCGUGUCCGAGCAGUUCCACAGAGCUGACGGCAGAGGGCAGUAACACAGCAGACAUCAGUUCAGACAGCUCAGACACUGCAGAAGACAACAUGGAACAAGAAUGAAGCCCCGCGUUGUCGAUUUUUACACUGUACUGUACAAAUCCCUGAAACACUUGUACUAUAAAGUGAGCAGACGGGGCAGGAGCGAUGGUGUCCCAGAGGAACACCCUUUAAAAAACUGGAAGCUCAUCUUUUUAAUGGUUUGGAGGAGUGUUUGCCAUUGAAUGACAUGAAGACGUCCCUGGUGUAAUCUUGUACCAAAUCAUGGACUUCAUCUUUCUAAAUCCGUCAGGAAAUCACAUCACUGUCUUUCCCGCUCUUCUAUAAGAGUGAAAUGUGGCGUUUGUGUGAAUGUGCGCACAAUACGAAUCCGUACGGGAGCAUUUAGUUUGACGGUCCCAGGGUUUCCUUUUGGUUGGUAAACCAGUAUCUAAACAUUCCAGGAGAACACGGCUAUGCUUAGACUGCCUUUUGCAUUCAUCUUGCUAGUGGCACGUAGUGCUAUAUAUAUAUAUAGCGGCAUUACUGUAGAUAGAUUUUCUUUCUAUUUUCGGCAAGUAAUUUCUUUUAUUUUUAAAACCUUUGAUUUUAACCUCCUUCCCAGCAUUUCACAUACAUUUAUUUAAUCUACCAGUGCUGGUAAAUAGAUUCUAAAAUUGACUAAUGUAAUUUUCCAUGCAUUAGAUACUCGAGUGCUGUAAUUUAAUAUAGUGAGCCUGUCUUUACAAACAAGACAUAAUGUGCUUAACCACUAUUGAGCCACUAUAAGCUUUUCAUUUUCCUUUUCAUCAAACAAUGGCAAACAGUUGUAUAAAGG
Molecule: messenger RNA, 2291 nt
Organism: Paramisgurnus dabryanus
Lineage: Eukaryota; Metazoa; Chordata; Actinopteri; Cypriniformes; Cobitidae
Gene: ppp4r2a
Product: protein phosphatase 4, regulatory subunit 2a
Cellular component (GO): protein phosphatase 4 complex; nucleus; cytoplasm
Molecular function (GO): protein phosphatase regulator activity
Source: RefSeq, a predicted model, not a curated record